UAGACAGACGCUAAACUCAGCUGAGCUCUGACCAGAGUUCAGCAUUUUGGUAUCCGGGCGCCUCUUGUGACAGUCAGCUGAUCUCGACCCGGAUAUAUGAAAGCUCUGAGCUCUCCUGUCUGACAACAAGUGCACUCAUAAUUACUUUUAAACGGGUAAAAAUGGCCACAAACCCGCCCAAGUUAAAGACUGCGAAAGCUGCUAAUGAGAGGAUGAAAAACUUGAAAGAAACAUUUGAGUCAAAGUUUGGGGAACCUCCUCUCUUCUAUGCAUGUGCACCUGGAAGGGUAAACCUAAUAGGAGAGCACAUCGAUUACUGCGGCUAUUCUGUGCUUCCGAUGGCCAUUGAGCAGAAUAUCCUCGCAGCCGUGUCAGUGAACAAUUCAGGAACAAUCCAGCUGGCCAACAAGAAUCCUCAGUACAAGGAUUUCAGUGUGUCGUGUUCAGAGGAAAUCACCAUAGACAGAGACAAUCCACAAUGGUAUUAUUAUUUUCUCUGUGGAGUUAAAGGUAUUCAGGAGAAGUUUGGGCUAAAGCAUUUAGCAGGGAUGUCCUGCAUCGUAGAUGGAACAAUCCCUCCGAGCUCCGGUCUGUCCAGUUCUAGUGCCUUAGUUUGUUGUUCUGGCCUCGUAACAAUGGAGGCAAAUCAAAAGUCCCUCUCCAAGGUGGCUCUUGCUGAGAUUUGUGCCAAAAGUGAGCGUUACAUUGGCACAGAGGGCGGCGGCAUGGACCAGUCCAUUUCAUUCCUGGCAGAGAUGGGAACUGCAAAGCUGAUAGAGUUCCAGCCCCUGCGUGCUACUGAUGUCAAACUCCCUGAUGGUGCUGUGUUUGUGAUUUCCAACUGCUGCGUGGAGAUGAACAAAGCCGCUUCUUCUCACUACAACAUCCGUGUGGUGGAGUGUCGGAUCGCCACAAAGAUGUUGGCCCAGGCACGGGGGCUGGACUCGAGCAGGUUACUGAAGCUGGCUCAGGUUCAGGUGGAGCUGAAGGCUUCCCUGGAGGAGAUGCUGGCUCUGGUGGAUGAGGUGCUGCAUCCCGAGCCUUACAGCCGAGAGGAGAUAUGCAAGGUGCUGGGUGUCACUUCGGAGCAGUUUUCGACGGAGCUGCUCAGCGCUAACACUCAGGAAAUGACGCAGUUCAAGCUUCAUCAGCGAGCCAAACAUGUGUACGGGGAAGCUGCACGAGUGCUGCAGUUUAAGAGCGUGUGUGACUCCAAACCCGCAGAGUCUACACGGCUGCCGGGAGAGCUGAUGAACCAGAGCCACGCAAGCUGCAGAGACCUCUACGAGUGCAGCUGCUCUGAACUGGACCAACUGGUGGAUAUCUGUCUGAAGUCAGGGGCCAUGGGAUCCCGGCUGACAGGAGCAGGCUGGGGAGGCUGUGCUGUCUCCAUGGUUCCCAGUGAGAAGGUGGAGUCUUUCUUACAAGCCGUUCGAGAAGAAUACUACCUCCCUGAUCCACACAGGGCAGCUAUGGAAAAACAAAGUCUGUUUGUAUCAAAGCCAGGCGGCGGAGCUGCAAUUUUCCUCGAGGAGUGAUAUACAUAGUCUGUGUCUGUUUACACCUGAAUCAUUCAGUUUCAAUUACUGAUGGAGGGAAAUAAAUAGGUUUUUCUUACACUUGGGGCUAAUGCUAUGAUAACUGCUGUUUUUACCUCUUUACUCUUUACAGAUUAUGCUGUAAUACAAGAGCCAAAAAUGUACUUCAGUGGUGCACUCAAGCUUGUUUUUUUAUUAUGUUUUGGUGUAAGAUUUUCGUGAGAAGUCAUUGUCUGUCUGGUCAAAUCACACAAUUUGUUUUUUUUUUUUUUAAUUUAAAAAAAGGUAGCAAAUAAAAAAAAAAGUGCUUU
Messenger RNA from Archocentrus centrarchus (flier cichlid), 1849 nucleotides. It is a transcript of the gene galk2, whose product is annotated as galactokinase 2. Bases 162 to 1538 code for a protein of 458 amino acids. Gene Ontology annotation, biological process: carbohydrate phosphorylation; galactose metabolic process. Gene Ontology annotation, molecular function: ATP binding; galactokinase activity. Lineage: Eukaryota; Metazoa; Chordata; Actinopteri; Cichliformes; Cichlidae. The record is from RefSeq and is a predicted model, not a curated record. Gene Ontology annotation, cellular component: cytosol; cytoplasm. The transcript is spliced from 10 exons.